CUUGUUGAACUCGAGAACAGUGUUGCGCUAGCUUCGGAGUUCCUUUCUGUCUCCAUGGAGACAACAUAUGAAGUCAUAAACAGUCCUCAAAAAGCUCCCCCGCCUAUCACAGCGGAACAACGCCCUUACCUAUAUGACGACAUCCUAUUGCACAUCCUUGACUUCGCCACCAAAGGUGUAGUCGGCACUCUCAUGCAGACGUGCCGCAUGUUCCACGAGCGCGGUACAAAUUACCUCCUCCAGGACGGCGUCUUCCUCGCGACCAACAAGCAGAUCCUGUCGUUCAUGCUCUUCAUCGUCGGCAACAGCGGCGACGACUUGCGGCCGCGUAUCUUACGUCUUCGCCAGUUGACAUUGUCCAGACAACGACGUCUCGACGAUACAACAGACUCCGACCCAGGGCCUUCUUCAGAAGAGACCGGGAUCUUCCUCCAUGGGUUCUUCAAAGCCAUCGCCUCCUUCGGCUGCUUGAUCCGAUUGACUCUCUACGACUGCGAGGAGCUCCUGGGCCUGCAUCCCGAGCUCCCAGAGGCCAUCGCCGGGCUCCGCACGAUCAUCCAGCUCAGUGUCUCCUUCGCGGGCGCCCGCACCGUACGGAUGCUCAAAGCGCUCCGCUCCACGCUCUUCUACGCCGACAUCAGCAUCGAGUCCGAAGCGGGGGACAACGAGAGCGAGCUCCUCUUCGACGACCAGAACCCCAUGUUCCUCCUGCACGGCUCCCAGCACACCCUGCGCCAGCUCUCCACGACCUUCUCCACCAGCGCCCCCGACAGCCCCGUGUUCCCGCGCGUCACCGCGCUAAACCUCAGCUACACGGACAUCCCGCGCACGCAGCAUUACGUGCGUGCGUUCCCCGCCCUGCGCGUGCUCACGACGGACGACUGUUGCGGGUGGGGCGACGGCGACGACUACGACGCGCAGCGCUCGCGGAACCAGCGCGAGCAGGACCGCAUGGGGACGUGGCCCGCGCUGCAGAGCUUCCGCGGGUCCGUCAUAUGCCUGUACCUCCUCGGGCUGCGCUGCCCCGUCGGCGCGCUGGAGCUCGACCAUGAGGAGGAGACGCUGGACCCGACUAUGCUGCAUGCGGUGCUGGGGGAUGCGCGCCCGCAGCGGCUGCAGCUGCGCAUCGAUGGCGGGGAGUGGCUGGUCGACUCCGACUUUUUGGAGACGUUCGCGCAACCCGGCGUACAGGGGCUCAAGCGGUUCGAGCUCUUCGUCAACCUGCAACGGGAGGACCGAGAUAUGGACAUUUCUGCUGCUUUGGACCCGGUCGUGCUGGCUUCGCGCAUCGUCUCGCCGCUGAAGAAUCUCGUCGAGUUCAGGUUUUGCUUGGACUGCUCGUCUAUCAAACGCAUCGCUUAUGGAGCGGAUCCGGCCGAAGAGAAUCCGCUUGAGCCGGUCGAGGAGGCCUUGGAAGGGUGGGAUGUCGAUGAAUUCGCACACCGCAUGCAGCGGGAGCUAAGCGUGUCCGCGAAGCUCCAGUCAACUACUGUAUCCAUCCAGGGCCACCGGACACGGAGUGCGGAGACAUUCACGGUCGGCGAGACAUUGUCUCUCGAUGACGACCCGGGCGACGAUGAAGAUAGCAGCGAAUGAAGUAAUGAAAAAACGUAGGGCUAUCCUUUAGGCAGCGAGCGUAGAGACUCUGUACGCAUAGACACUUCUGUCCUCUCAAACGC
Trametes versicolor FP-101664 SS1 is the source of this 1679-nucleotide messenger RNA. RefSeq lists its product as uncharacterized. Lineage: Eukaryota; Fungi; Basidiomycota; Agaricomycetes; Polyporales; Polyporaceae. The record is from RefSeq and is a predicted model, not a curated record. The transcript has 3 exons. Bases 55 to 1596 code for a protein of 513 amino acids.